AUGGAUACAGUUACGAGUACAGAUGAUUUGAAUGUUGAAACUAAAUCUAUUCAGGAAAACAUACUUUUAGAGAUAAUAAAGGAAGUUUGCUGCGUUUCUGACAGCAAAUUAUCACCUAAAUUGGUUGGUAAAGUUAAUAGAAUCAUCGCUGACUGCAACCUUACUCACCACUCUAGUUUGCACAAGUUUGCCGCAGGAGAUGAGAGUACAGCGACAGUUUUAGGUUUUGUGAACCAAACAUCAUCUGAAUUGACUUUUGAUGAGCAAGGAGAAUUAAAUGAUGCUAUUCUAAAUAAAAUACAAACAAAAUUACCCAAGUACAUAGCUCAAUUAGAGCAACUUCAAAAAUCGUCUGGAGACAAAAUUUCUCAUAAACAAGAAAUACAAGAGCUACAAAAGAGUCUAGAUGAAAAGCUCAAUGUCCUAAGGGAGCAAGAAAAUGAAAAGGUGGACUUGAUGAUGGAAUGGUUAAAUCACAAGCUGAAUCAUGUAUCCACAUUCACCAAUAACACAACAGAGCUUUUGACAGUGAAAACUAAAAUAUUAGAAGUGAAAUCAAGAAUCAUGCAUCUAAAUAUCUUACAAAACAUUUAUACUGAAACAAAUGAAUCUAUCAAAGCUUACACAGAGGUACACAAAGAUUUAAAGGAAAGUAUAAAAGAAACCGAACAAAGGAUUAAAAAUUACAAGAAAAUUAUUGAAAAUAAUUAA
Messenger RNA from Leptosia nina, 711 nucleotides. NCBI's taxonomy places the organism in Eukaryota, Metazoa, Arthropoda, Insecta, Lepidoptera, Pieridae. The record is from the annotation of a GenBank genome assembly.